UAUGGCUGGGGCUUUGGGCUUUGAGUUGAACUGUUGUAGUAGUAUGCGUCUCAUCUUCAUAGAGAUGGAGUGCGUCUAAUCCAAUGUGCCAAUUGCCAAAGCAGCCGCAUCCCCGCAUGGCGCAAGGGCCGUUCCCGUCCCGCGCCGGUCCCCACCACUGCGUCACAUUUGAAUUUGAAAAUCAACCACCAAAAAAGAAGGCCCACACCACACAGUCACAGUGUCACACCCACCCGUUGCGACUUGCGAGUUUGCGUUUUGCGAGCGAGGGAUCGAAACAGAGAGCCAGGAAUUAAACAGAUAAACGCUCGGCUUGUCAGCGCUUUGCUGCGUAUUCAAAAAGGAAUAUAAUAAGAAAAAAAGUAACCAGAUUUGAAGUUUGAAUGCAACCGCAACCUUAAAAACCCUAACCCCCACCCUUCAUACUCUCCUUUCAGCAAAGAUCCAAUCUGUUGUCGAUCAAUGCAACGCCUCUUUCGCUUCUUCUCUGUAUCUCUUGGCACCAGAGAACACUUGGGGCCCCAACAUUCGUCUGGUUUUCUAUUUUUCACGAAUGGGUGUCUCUAUUAUCUGGUUUGUUGAAUUGAACUGUAACUCACGAACUGAACGUCGGCAGAUUUGAUUUUUUUUUUUUUUUCAUUCUAUUGUCUUUCGUGGGAAACCAUCAUGGAGGAUCGGUUUGGCUCGGGAUCUGCACCGGGUCCAUUGCUCGUGAAUCCUAGAUCGGAUCCAAAGCCGUUGGUAGGGAAGCGGGAUUGUACACAAUUGGGAGAAAAUUCAGAGCUCGCUCGCAAGCGAAUUAAAAUUAGAGGUUUGGAGUCAGUGUUCCGCUCCGAGGCUAGUUUGAUUAAUGAAAUUCACUAUUCAGAACCUUCAAUGAGGAGAGAAACCAUGGACCAAUUGCACCUUGACAAACAAAAGGAGUCAUCCCGAAUUACAGAACAGCCUGCGACCACAAUUUUGGAUGUAUCUCAGACAAUAAGAAUGGGAGGGAACAAACCUUCUCUCUUAGAGGAUGCUACUUGUUUGAGUUUGGGCAACACUCACAUUGCUCCAAAUCCUUUAGAUCUCAAUGCCAAAGCCCAAUCUGUUAAUAAUUCAGUGCAUGGUAAAACAUUGGUAUACACCAAUCACAUUAGAAAACCAUCCUUGAUUGAAAAGCAUCAGACAGAUUGUGACCUUAAUUUUAUGACUUCCAAUUCCAAAGGAACCGAGUUGGAUCUCAAUGCACAAGAUGCAUCUAGCUCAGUAGUCCAAGAUCCUUUUUUUCAUCUCAAACUUCUUGAUCAUGUGAAAUCCAGAGAGGCUUCUGAGUGCGGGAGCUCAACUGGGCCUUUGGAGGAGAAUGACUCAUUGAGAAUGUGGAAAGAGAUGAAAAAGAAUGGCUUCAUGUCAUCUUCUCAUGGAGGCAUUCCAAUGCCAAAACAGCGUGGGAGGAAAGGUAAAAAUGAUGUGCUCAAGAAAAAAAUGGAGCUUGCAAAGAGAGAACAAGUUAACAGGUUCACAAAGAUUGCUGCUCCCAGUGGUUUGCUCAAUGGAUUGAAUCCUGGCAUCAUUAACCAUGUGAGAAAUAGUAAACAGGUCCAUUCUAUAAUUGAGGCCUUGGUGAGAUCUGAAAAGCUUGAAAAUGGCCAUCUUCAAAGCAGAUCAGCAAGCCAUAUAAAAGGAGUAGCAAAAGAAAUUUAUGAUAGGAAGAAGAACCUGGAAAAUGUACAGGAUGCAGGAAACAGUCAACUUAAUCGUUCUCAUGAAAAUGAACCACCAAAAACCUCAUUAGAAUGUACAUAUGCUCCAAUAUCCUUGAAUAGACCAAGUUUUCCUUUCAGCUUAGAUCACAAAGUUGGAUCCACUGACUCAGAUAUAGUGGAAAGAAAGGUUCAUGGUGCAAGUUCUGAUGCUUCAAACUUCACCUCUGAACAUGAAGAUAAUACUCUUAUAGUCAAAUUGUCAUCAGCCACAGCUGUUGCAUUGGAGGAUAAUAACUCUGUAUCUAAUAAUGAGUCAGCAAAUCAAGCAAGUGUUUGUUUAUCUGUAAAAGCUGCAACUGUAGCUUCUCAGUGGUUGGAACUUCUUUAUCAAGACAUCAAAGGACGUCUGGCAGCGUUGCGGCGUAGUAGGAAGAGAGUUCGAGCUGUAAUUGAAACAGAACUGCCUUUUCUAAUGUCAAAAGAGUUCUCUGAUAACCAAGAAAAUGACCUUUAUUUUAGGAAACCAUCCACUGAUAGACAUGCCAAUAUUGCAAGUCCAGAGAUGCAUCGGGCAAAGUGGACUACUUUGUUUGAUCAAAUGGAAGGUAUAUUGGCUGAAGAGGGAAAACAUUUGGAGCGCUGGUUGGAUCAAGUCAAAGAAAUGCAAUUGCAUUGUGAACAGGGUCUCCAAUGUGUGAACUGGUUUACAGCAAAUGGUCUGCUGCAAGUAGGUGGAUCGGAUUCUGACUACAGAUUAACGAAAGCAGAUGACACAGAGAGAGAAUUAGCUAUUAGGGCAGCAGCUGCGUCCAUUUACUCCACGUGCAACUUCAUCUUGUCAACUGAAAAUGUAUCAUGUUUCUAAAUUUUAUCCUAUUUUUCUGCUUAUCAGGCUUAUUUUUAACUUCAUGGAAUUAUUUCUUACCUUCAUCCUUGUUAAUGUCCAUGUGCAUUUAUAUUACUGAGCAACCUAGUGAUUUAGGUUUGUUUCUUUGUAACAUUAGAAACUAUAAUUCAUCAUUUAUGUUUCAAUGUUAUUGGAUACUAGAUUUUCUAGUAGCGGCA
Nelumbo nucifera (sacred lotus) is the source of this 2753-nucleotide messenger RNA. RefSeq lists its product as uncharacterized. Lineage: Eukaryota; Viridiplantae; Streptophyta; Magnoliopsida; Proteales; Nelumbonaceae. The record is from RefSeq and is a predicted model, not a curated record.